ACGAAAAAGUCGUGAGACGGCAAAAAUGCCAUUUGGCUCGUUAAGCGAUUGUGUAAGAACAAUGCAUAUCCACACGUCGCUGGGUGCAUCGAAAAGAUAUCAGAUGCACUAUAAAAUGCAUUGAUGCUGCCUCUGAAGAAAUCAUAGCAAAUGCAACCAGCAAAGAGAUCAAUAACAAUGGAACUACAACUGCAACAACUUCGAGGACAACAACUUCGUAGUAUAAUACUUUUUAUACUCGCCAUGAUAUCAGCUGUCAAUGCUAAUGGUGACUGGAUGUUUAAUGAUGAGCAAGCGGCGGGUGCUCAGUAUGCCAAACUCUUUGGCCAGGUGACCGGCGAUGCAAAUAACAAUAAUAAUCCGACACAGGAGCAAUUUGGACCCUUUCAAUAUCAAUAUGUGGACUAUCAACCCAAUUGCAAGCCAGGCGGUGAGCCUGUGUGUGCCACAAACGGUGUGAAAUUCUUUCGCUUCGAGAACAUUUGCAAAUUGGAGGCGGAAAAUAUGAAGAUGCUCUUUCAAUAUGGCACAGAAUUGGAACCCACCGAGCUGGCACGUUGUAUGCCCGACUGUGAGAACAUUAAAUGCACCACGAAAUAUGCACCGAUUUGUGCGGCACCCGAGACCGGACCACAUCAGGGACAGGGCGUCACCUUUGCCAAUGAGUGCGAGGUGCGACGACGUGAAUGCGUCAGCAAAGAGACUCAACGCUUUCUCAACCGUGGACCUUGCCAUCAGCUGAAGUCCAAGUCCAAGUCCAAGUCGAAGAGCAAACGCAAGUACAGACGUCGCAGCACAACAAUUGCACCGACCGAGAGCAGCACAGCGACAGCGACAGUGACGACAACCAGCCAAUUGCCGCGAACCGAAGCACCGCGAACGACAACAACAACCAGCACAACGACGCCGGUGCCAAUGCAAUUUCACGAGUACCGAAGCCAUGUGAAUCCGGGUGUUUCGGUAGCGCGUGCCGUUAACGCCUACAGUGUGUACAACAUACCCGAUGUGGGUGAGGAUUAUAACGAGAUUACCGACUCCAGCUUGUCGGUAUAUUUACCAGGGGUGGGCACUGUCACCGAUACGCCGCCCAGCACCACAACAACCACAACAACGACAACAACAACGACACCGAAACCUACAACGUCGACGACAACAGGUCUACCAUACACCAGUUCUACUGUGGAAACCACUUUGGCACCACCGACGACAACCACUGCGAAAACUACUUACAGCUUCUUUUUUGUGCCUUAUGGCACCACCUCCACCACCACUGAACAAUCAAGCACUACCGAGAAGGUUGCAAGUAAGCCUAUCAUUAAGGCUACCAGCAAGGUUGUGGACAACCCUACCAGCAAGGCUGAAAACAACUCUAUCAUCAAGGCUACUAGCAAAGUUGUUGGCAACCCUACCAUGAAGGCUGUAGAGAGCACUACCAGGAAGGCUGCAGCUAAAGCUAGCAUUAAGCCUACCAACAAGGCUGUUAAAAGCCUUAGCAGCAGCACGGAGAAUAGCAGUACCACCGAGGAGGCUGUCAAUAGUACAACUCCCAAACCCAACAACAAUACUAAAGCAAUUGUCGACAUCAAUACAAAGUCUGCUAACGCUACUGAAACCCCAUUCAAGGUGAUAAACAAAAAUGGAACAUCCACCGCAAAACCUAUUGCAAAUCCAAAACCAAUUCCAAAGCCAGCUUUACAAAAAACCGAAAAGUAA
Drosophila albomicans is the source of this 1713-nucleotide messenger RNA. RefSeq names its product mucin-5AC. Bases 151 to 1713 code for a protein of 520 amino acids. Gene Ontology annotation, molecular function: protein binding. The record is from RefSeq and is a predicted model, not a curated record. The transcript has 3 exons. NCBI's taxonomy places the organism in Eukaryota, Metazoa, Arthropoda, Insecta, Diptera, Drosophilidae.